AUUCUUCUUCUUCUUCUUCUUCUUUUGAUCUUUGACGUAUGUUUGAGUCUACUAAAUCCCAAUUCCUCUAAUAUCGCCAUGACAGGACCAGACAUAUUAUUAUACCUUGAUCUGGCUCCAUAUAAUUUCUCCAGGGCCCAUACACGAUGUAUUUUUCCUUUUCUUUUUUUCCUUUCAUAAUUUUCCUUCCGCUAUGCCAGCCAUGUGUCUACUCUUCCCGCCACCUCACAGCGAUGAGCUGUAACACCUGCAUGGAGCACAUCCUAUCUCGUCUUCUCAUUGGCUGCUUCAUUGCAUUGACAUGCUCUUGUCUAACGGGUCUUUCCCGCCGACACAUGGCCGCACGGUGUUUCGAGCCCGAAACGCAAAAGCAUCGUUGUCGAGUUGGCAGCCGUCAAAACCAAUAGGCGGGUCUUGGACCAAAUGGCCACGAAUGCUUCGAGUUAGGUUCGCGAUGUGGCACGAGCAGAGGCGAAGCCGCGACUGGG
Daldinia decipiens is the source of this 488-nucleotide messenger RNA. RefSeq lists its product as uncharacterized. The transcript is spliced from 2 exons. The record is from RefSeq and is a predicted model, not a curated record. The coding region runs from base 147 to 407 and encodes 86 amino acids. Lineage: Eukaryota; Fungi; Ascomycota; Sordariomycetes; Xylariales; Hypoxylaceae.